UACUCGUACUUAUGAUGUAUUCGUGUGUAUAACUCAGAACAGGUUAAAGUGAACAUGAAUUUCAAAAUCUCACUUAUUUAUAUUACACUACUGAUCAUCGCAAAAUGUACCAAAGCAAGUAGAUCCAGUAAAUCUGGAGGUCUACUUUCUCCGAUAAAUAUCGAUACAUCUCGAGUUACUCGUAGUUUUCAUCCACUGAAAAUAUCAAUAGACGUUCCUAGAAUUAUUUUUUCCUCUGGCAUGGCAAUAAAUACAGGAAAAGAAAUCAGAUUUCCUCUGACAAAAAAACAAGAAAUGGGCUCACAACAAAUAACACUUGACAAUAUUACAUAUACACUAGCUGACCGAUAUUUACUAAUAAACCAAGACGGAUCGCACAAAAAUCGUAGCGGACAUGCCAUCAAUGGUAAAGGAUAUCCCAUCGAAGGAGUCAAUAUAUUCGCCAACAUAGAUCAAUACGGGAGUUUGAAAGAAGCCAAGAAACACCCUAAUGGCUUACUAGUUCUCUCGCUACCAGUCGAUGUAAUAGAUAUUCCGAAUCCAACUUUUAUACAAUUUGGUAUAUUGUUGCGUUCAGGUAAACUGAAAGCACCCAACUCUACUGCAAAAUUUUCUACUCUACUUGCAUUUAGUUUGUUCGACUCUCUCAUCAAGAACCGUGCUUAUUACACUUAUACAGGAUCCUUAUACGAUCCGGAGACAAAAACGCAAAUAACCGAGGUGCCCCAAAUUGUACCUAAACCGCCUUAUGGCUCUAUUUCUUACGAACAAUUCGCAGCUUUUGAGUAUGUUUUGGAUACAGAUAGCAAUCCAUUGAAUACCAUAGCUCCAUUAAAUCCUGUCAAAGGCAGAGAAAUCGAAGCAGUGAAAGGACUCUACGUUGAACUACGUCCCUUCGACGUGACUAUUUUUCUUCCGUGAACAGCCAGCAACCCUAUUGAAAUUUAAGGCUAAUUUGAAUAUA
This is a messenger RNA of Planococcus citri (citrus mealybug), 964 nucleotides long. Its product is annotated as carbonic anhydrase 7-like. NCBI's taxonomy places the organism in Eukaryota, Metazoa, Arthropoda, Insecta, Hemiptera, Pseudococcidae. Bases 55 to 921 code for a protein of 288 amino acids. Gene Ontology annotation, molecular function: zinc ion binding; carbonate dehydratase activity. The transcript has 6 exons. The record is from RefSeq and is a predicted model, not a curated record.